This is a messenger RNA of Lithohypha guttulata, 2988 nucleotides long. RefSeq lists its product as uncharacterized. The record is from RefSeq and is a predicted model, not a curated record. Gene Ontology annotation, molecular function: monoatomic cation transmembrane transporter activity. NCBI's taxonomy places the organism in Eukaryota, Fungi, Ascomycota, Eurotiomycetes, Chaetothyriales, Trichomeriaceae. Gene Ontology annotation, biological process: intracellular calcium ion homeostasis; transmembrane transport; monoatomic cation transport. Gene Ontology annotation, cellular component: membrane. The coding region runs from base 1 to 2988 and encodes 995 amino acids. The transcript has 2 exons.
AUGGCAAAUGCGCGACGACGAAGAUUCGGUGCUACGAAGCCUCCAGAGGUGGUGUUCGUUAGCACCUUUGCGAUAGUGCUGUUGUUUGCGCUUUACAGUUUUGGGAGGACUUAUUCAGAGGGUGUGAUAACGACACAGAGCUCACGAGUUUUGAGAGCUCUGGAAGAACCCGAUUUAGCGUGUCGCCUUGUCCACAGAGUCCAAGAUGUGGCCGAUCAAUGCGCCUUCAUUCGAAAGAACUGCCCCGACGAAGAAGCCGGACUGAUCUCGUAUCUACAGCUAUACUAUUGCAGCCUAUCGAAAGCGAAACCAGUUGCAUUUGCGAUCUUAGUGAUAUGGAUCAGUCUUCUCUUCAGCACAAUCGGUUUGGCCGCGUCCGACUUCCUAUGCGUGAACCUGAGCACGAUCGCGGCGGUAUUGGGUAUGAGCGAGAGUCUGACAGGAGUGACAUUCCUCGCUUUUGGGAAUGGUAGCCCUGAUGUGUUCUCCACGUUCGCAGCAAUGAAAAGCCACAGUGGAAGUCUGGCUGUGGGUGAAUUGAUGGGCGCUGCCGGCUUCAUUACAGCUGUGGUUACAGGGAGCAUGGCCAUUAUCAGACCCUUCAGAGUUGGGCGAAAGAGCUUCGUACGUGACGUGGGCUUUUUCGCUGUUGCGGCUAGUUUCAGCUUGAUCUUCCUCAGAGACGGAAGUCUACGUCUCUGGGAAUGCAUCUGUAUGGUGGGAUUCUACGUCUUCUAUGUCGUGUUCGUGGUGGGUUGGCAUUGGUGGCAGAAGAGACAAUCAAGAAUACGUUUAGCAGAGCUAGAAGCUAGACUACAACACAACGUUCCAGGCCAUGAAGAGUUGGAAGUCCCAGACAUCGAGAUUGACGAAGAAUCGAGACCAGCCGGAGAAAGGAGCCCACUGUUGAGGAAUGCUUCUGCAGGCAGCAUACCCACACUCAUGACACCAGGCACUCCGGCUUGGAAAUAUCACGACAACGACGACGAGGACGAAACGAGGGACCGGUAUCUGGCGGAGUUGCAAAGUAACAUGCGAGUUAGUCGUCCCGGGCGAGACCGUCGAAACACCAUCACACCUAUACGACCCAGCUUGAUCGGAGCUAUCGAGUUUCGUUCCGUCCUCAAUGCGCUGGAGAAGAGAUCCACAAGCAGUCAGUCAAUUGGCCUUCGACGCUAUUCAGAUGAUGGCUCUAGUGAACCUGUGCAUAUCUCUAGCUUGUCAUAUCCACAACUGGCCGUCACUUCUGCAGACGAAGGUCUAUCGAGUACCCCUCAAGGACGCAAUAGAGCUGUUUCUGCAGGGGAUGCAGAAGGACUCCAUAUCGACCCCGAUCUACUGGAUCCUUCCCGAGGUACGCCUGAUACAGCGAUCUACAGUCCUGGAGGACGAGAGUCAAGCACAAGCAGCCACAAACAAACACAAUCCGCGGAUCUCAAAACCAACCAUCUGUCCCCAACAUAUACGUCCCAGGUCUUGCUCUCCCCCGCAAUAACUAUAUCAAGUGACACAUCAAGUCCGCGGCAUAGUUAUACGGAGCACAAAGGCAUGCUUGCACCUCCGUCAGCUGGUUCAGGGACGUUCCACAGCCUUGAUUAUUUUGAAGCCGGACAAUCUCAUCAGGCUUCACCUCUACUGAGUCCAAACAUCGACGUCCCGAAAUUACACCUGCCUGAUCCUGGUCAUAUUCAUCGCAAGUCUCCACUGAGCCAUCAGAUAUCCAAUGGAACUAGUCCGAACUCUUCUCGACCACCUAGUAUCCGUCUUCCUCCGCCAAGUAUGUCUCCUGAGUCAGGUGCAGGCACAAUUACCUUGCUGGACGAUGGUCAUGAAAGACAACAAGAAUUGCGAAGAUACAACUGGUGGCCGUAUCAGUAUCUGCCUGCACCCCAAGUGAUCCUGGCGACGUUCUUCCCUCAACUAUAUCAGUGGCGAGAUAUUGGCAUUAUUGGCAGAAUGAUUGCGCUUGGUACUGCGCCUAUGGUAUUUCUGUUAACAGUGACAUUGCCCGUUGUUGAGCCUGCCGAACAAGAAGAAGCACCAGAGGCGGCAUACACCACCAACACCACGCCUGCAAGAUCGAGAUCGCAAACACUGAUGAAUGGAGAUAGCAUUCCUCCAACGCUUGGUUCUCCAAACGGCGGGCCUGGGGCUCAUCCCCACGGGCCAAUGAUCUCUAGACACAACACAGAUGCCACGAAAGGAGCCGACAUGCACGAAGUCGCGGAACAGGGCGUCACAAAUCAGCGAGAGUGGAACAGGUGGCUUGUUGUCGUUCAACUAUUCACUGCGCCUCUCUUCGUGGUGUUGAUCGUCUUCGCAAAUCUCGAUGAAACGCACAACCUGAAGGAGUUGCUGGUUCUAAUUCUCGGCAGCCUUGUUUUCUCACUACUUUGCCUCCUGCUCCUCUUAAGCACGACCUCCGCCACCAGGGAACCGAAAUAUCGCUACAUCUUAUGCUUUUUGGGAUUCUUCGUUGCAAUAGCAUGGAUAUCUACUAUCGCAGGCGAGGUUGUAGGUGUGCUCAAAGCUAUCGGGGUCAUCCUUGAUAUGUCUGAUGCUAUACUUGGUUUGACAAUCUUCGCCGUCGGCAAUUCUUUAGGAGAUCUUGUGGCAGACGUCACGAUUGCACGACUAGGUUAUCCGAUGAUGGCGCUUUCUGCCUGCUUUGGUGGUCCAAUGCUUAACAUCCUUCUUGGAAUCGGCUUAGGUGGCAUGUACAUGACCAUCCACCAUGGGCAGCACAAACAUCACAAGCAUUCCAACAAGCCAAUCCAAUACACACCUUACGAGCUGGAGGUCAGUACUACCUUGAUGUUCAGUGGCAUAAGUCUUCUAGUGGUGCUUUGCGGCCUACUGAUCUUCGUGCCGUUGAACGGCUGGCGCAUGGACAGGAAGAUUGGAAUAGGCUUGAUUGUUGUCUGGGCACUGUCAACCACAGGAAACGUGGUUUGUGAGGUUCUUGGCGUUGGUCAGGAAGAGCUCUGA